This is a messenger RNA of Paramormyrops kingsleyae, 7020 nucleotides long. Its product is annotated as phospholipid-transporting ATPase ABCA1-like. Gene Ontology annotation, molecular function: lipid carrier activity; ATP binding; ATP hydrolysis activity. NCBI's taxonomy places the organism in Eukaryota, Metazoa, Chordata, Actinopteri, Osteoglossiformes, Mormyridae. Gene Ontology annotation, biological process: transmembrane transport; lipid transport. Gene Ontology annotation, cellular component: intracellular membrane-bounded organelle; membrane. The record is from RefSeq and is a predicted model, not a curated record.
CGGGGGAAAGUAACCGAAGCGGGGUUCAGAGGAGAGCCGGGCAGACCCAGAGGCAUCGAAUAGGCAUCCGUCCAGAGCAGCGAUGAGGACAAGCUGAAAUCAACAAGGCCAGGAAGCGAGCAGGACUGAUGAUUAAGAGGCAGUUGCUAUAGUGACGCACUGGCAAGGGACCAUAAGAUAAGCCUGUAAUGGGUCUCUUGGCGCAGCUGGGAGUUUUGCUAUGGAAGAACUUCAUCCUUCGAAGGAGACAAAAGGUGCGCCUGGUAGUCGAACUUAUCUGGCCCCUCUUCCUGUUCUUUAUCCUCGUCUGGGUGCGCUCCACAAAUCAACCCAUCUACCAAGGACAGUGUCAUUACCGCAAUAAAGCCAUGCCUUCGGCUGGUAUAUUGCCAUGGCUACAAGGAAUGAUAUGCAAUAUUGAGAACCCCUGUCUGAGCUCUCCUACUCCAGGGGAAACACCGGGAGAGGUCAACAAUUUCAACUCAUCCCUCCUCAGCAUGGCACUGCGCGAAUUCCAGUCACUGGUGCUGAAUACAACAGCGCUUAACAAAUAUCAGAGGAUCUCCGAAGACCUGCAGCAGUGGCUUUGGUUAAUGCACAAUGCCAGCGCCGAAAGUGUUCAGCCGUUUUCUCUGAAGAGCGUUCUGAAGGACAACGAGACUUUCACCGCCUAUCUGAGGGAGAAUCUGGCGGUCCCAUCCUCUUCUGUAGAGACCAUAAUGGCCACACGAAUUCAGCCCAACAAGGUGCUGGCCUUAAGCGAGCGGGCGGACCUGAAGUCCAUCUUCUGCAACGACUCAGUCCUCAAGCGGUAUGCAGAGUUCAAUUCCUCCGCCGCCGGGGACGUCUUCCGGAACAUCACCUGCUCCCGCUCGGACGUUCAGCUCCGGGGAGCGCGGGACGUCUUCCGACAGAACGUCAACGGCGAGAAGCUGGCUGCAAAGCUCUCUCCUGGAUUGGACCCUGGUCAAGCAUCUGAGAUUCUUCGGAAAAUCGCAGCCAAUAUUUCACCAAUAUUAUCAGAGCUAUCCACAUUUCAGCAAUCAGCCCUAUUCAACCUUGCUGGUUCGUUAGACUUCAGAAGAAACAUGUUUGGGACCAUGAAUCAGUUGUUUUGUGGGACACAAGCUGAGACAAAUUCGACAAGUGCAACAAUGUCUCGUCCUUCUAUAUGGUUUUCCCUGAACAGCACAAAUGAAAACAGGACACUGACGGAUACUGAGAAAAAUAACACUGCCUUUUGCCAAACCCUGAAUGCCACCCUGCAGAGCGUUCCCGCCCUCCGGUACGUGUGGAAGACCUUCCGGCCGCUGCUGCAGGGCAAGCUGGUCUACAGCCCGGACACGCCGGUGACGCGGCUCCUGGUGGAGGAGGCCAACGGAACUUUCAAAGCGCUGGGCAUGUUGAAAGAGCUGAGCGACGCCUGGGAGGCGCAGGGACCAAAGAUCUGGGAUUUCAUGCAGGACAGCCGGCAGAUGAACUCCCUGCGGGGCCUGCUGCAGAACCCCGCAUUCACCGCAGCACUGAACCCACAGCUGAGCCGGGCCCACUUCACCACAGAGGCGCUGGCCAACUUCCUGUACAUCGGGCCCCCUGAAGACCGUCCCCCGGGCAUGCCGGCCUACGACUGGAGGAACGCCUUCAACAGCACCAGCGAGGCCCUCCGCAUGCUCGCGCAGUUUGUGGGGUGCUUUGACCUUGAUAAGUUUGAGGCCGUCGCUGAUGAGGGCCGCCUGGUAUCCAGGUCCCGGAAGCUAAUUGACGAAAACAAGUUCUGGGCAGGAAUCGCAUUCCUGGAUAUUGACCCUCAAUCCAGCCAACCUCCGCCGUUAGUGAAGUACAAAAUAAGGAUGGACAUUGAGGACGUUGAGAGGACCAACAAAGUGAAGGAGAGGCUCUGGUUCCCGGGGGCCCGUGCCCACCCCUUCAAUGACCUUCGUUACGUGCUGGGGGGUUUCGCCUAUCUGCAGGACAUGCUGGACCAUGGCAUCAUCCGAGCCCACACUUCUGCAUCCCAACCCCUAGGGGUGUUUCUUCAGCAAAUGCCCUAUCCAUGCUACGUCAAUGACGCCUUCAUCUCCAGUAUCGGGGGCAUCCUGCCCAUGUUCCUGGUGCUGGCCUUCAUGUUCUCGGUGUGCCUGACCAUCAAGGGCUUGGUGCUGGAGAAGGAGCUACGCCUGAAGGAGGUGCUUCGGGCUGUGGGAGUGCGCAAUGGCGCCCUCUGGUGCGCCUGGUUCAUCGAGAACAUGACGCUGCUCGCCGUGCCUUGUGCGCUUCUAAGCGUCUUGGCAAAGUACGGAAAGGUCCUGCAGUACAGCGACCCAUCGGUCAUCUUCGUGUUCCUGCUGACCUUCUGCAUCACCACCGUCAUGGAGUGCUUCUUCAUCAGCGUGUUCUUCUCCAAAGCCAACCUGGCCGCCGCCUGCGGCGGGCUCAUCUACUUCGUGCUCUAUCUGCCGCACAUCCUCUGCUAUGCCUGGCGCGACGUCAUGAGCUUCCGGGUGAAGAUAUUGGUGAGCCUUCUGUCCAGUGUGGCCUUCGGUUUUGGCUGCGAGAACUUCUCCCGCUACGAGGAACAGGGCGUGGGCAUUCAGUGGAGCAACAUCAGUAAGAGCCCUGAGGAUGACGAGCGUUACAGUUUUGUGGUUUCCAUCAUCAUGAUGCUUGUCGAUUCCCUCAUCUACUGGGUGCUGACCUGGUACAUCGAGAACGUAUUCCCAGGCCAGUACGGAAUACCCAAGCCCUGGUAUUUUCCCUUCACGUCCUCUUACUGGUGCGGAACAUCCUCAGACUUUGAUACCGACCAAGAUCCACCAAAGGACCCUGAGCAGCACAAUGCUUAUCUAGAAAAGCCCCCUUCAAAUCUGAAAGUCGGAGUCUCUGUCAGAAACCUCGUGAAAGUCUAUAAAACUGGAAAGAAGCUGGCAGUGGACGGGCUCAGCGUGGACUUUUACGAGGACCAGAUAACUUCAUUUCUUGGACAUAACGGAGCUGGGAAGACAACCACCAUGUCUAUCUUGACCGGACUUUUUGCACCAACGUCCGGAACAGCUUUAAUAAACGGGAAGGACAUUCGCACGGAUAUGGAUGCCAUCAGAAAGCAUCUAGGAAUGUGUCCUCAGCACAAUGUGCUGUUCAAAGACCUGACCGUAGAAGAACACAUCUAUUUCUAUGCACGGCUCAAAGGCAGGAGCGCAAGCGAGGUGGCGGCCGAGAUGGAGCAGAUGAUCAAGGACGUCGGACUGCCACACAAACGCAAAGACCUGGCCAAAAACCUGUCAGGGGGGAUGCAGAGGAAGCUAUCAGUGGCCAUCGCUUUUGUGGGGGGAUCUAACAUUGUCAUCCUGGAUGAACCCACGGCAGGCGUGGACCCCUACGCUCGUAGGGGAAUAUGGGAGCUGUUGCUGAAGUACAAAUCAGGACGCACCAUUAUCCUCUCGACCCACCACAUGGAUGAGGCCGACAUCCUGGGGGAUCGGAUCGCCAUCAUCUCCCAUGGCCGACUCUGCUGCUGCGGCUCCUCACUCUUCCUCAAGAAGUGCUUCGGCAGUGGGUACUACCUCACGCUGGUUAAGGCGGGCCAGAAGAGCAUGUCCAUAAGGCACCAGGAUCUCCCUCAGAGUCAGGUGGAACAGAAGAUCAACCCAGCCCGGGGCGGCAGCGUAGACGAGGGCAUCGGGAGUCGAAAGUCGAUCAGCUCCUGCCUCGCAGGAGAAGCUCCUGGUGCGAGCAGCAUCACCCUCCUACUGCACGAGCACAUCCCGGCAGCUGUCCUAUUGGAAUGCAUUGGACAGGAAGUGACCUACAUCUUGCCCUACGCGGCCGCCCACGAUGGCACUAUCGCCUCACUGCUCAAGGAGCUCGACCUGGAGAUGACUACCCUUGGUGUGACCAGUUAUGGGAUCUCCGACACCACACUGGAGGAGAUUUUCCUAAAAGUGGCUGAAGAAACAGGAGUAGAUGUAGAGUUAGCAGAUAAAAAGGGUCCAUUCGUUAGGGACUGGAAGAGAAGCUCAAGAGAAUCCAGACGUCACAGUAUAGCCAACGCCAGAGUCUCAACAGAGACUGUUGCCGGAACAGCUGCUCUUCCUUCUGCCGUGUGCUCCGCUGACCCAGAGGGGAAAGACAAGUUCGCGAACAGGGUCGAAGACUCGACGAGAGUGGCUAGCGCCGACGGGAAGGGAUCCUACGCCAUCACCGGAGGGGAGCUGAUACGGAGGCAGUUUCUGGCGCUCUUCAUCAAACGGUUCCACCACGCCCGGCGGAGCCGCAAGGGCCUCGUGGCACAGGUGGUGCUGCCCGCCGUUUUUGUGUGCCUCUCUCUCAUCUUCUCGCUCAUCGUCCCCCCCUUCAUGGAGUACCCGAGCCUGGAGCUACAUCCAUGGAUUUACGGAGUGCCACAGAACACCUUCUACAGCAAUGAUGCCCCAGACCACUUGGAAGCCUCUCGUGUGGUAGAUUCCCUGGUGAAUACCCCAGGAUUUGGGACCCGCUGCAUGAAAAAUGACCCCCUGCCGAAACUGCCCUGUUCCUCCAACGGAUCAGACUGGUUCACCCCUUCUGUGCCCCCGUCAGUCUCAGAAAUCUUCGCCAAUGGCAACUGGUCGAUGUCCAACCCCUCCCCGCCAUGUCAGUGCAGCACCCCGAGCAGAACAAUCAUGCUGCCAGACUGCCCUCCAGGGGCCGGUGGUCUGCCCCCGCCUCAGAGGCUACAGAACACUACUGAUACCCUUCAGAAUUUGACCGGGAUGAACAUGACUGACUUUCUGCUGAAGACCUAUGAGAAAUCUGGCAAAAUAAGGUAUGGGGGAAUUUCAGUCGGUGGUGUCAACUCGCAGGUCCAGAUGAAUGAAACAGAGAUUGGCACGGCUCUAAGACGGCUGGGCAAUGUUUUUAAUUCCCAGUCUCUGGGAAAUGAAAUUGAUCACAUUCUUCAGAAGGCAGGAACCUUCUUGAAACAACUUGGGACAAAGGAUAAUAUCAAGGUGUGGUUCUACAACCAGGGCUGGCAUUCCAUGGUGUCUUUCAUCAACGUGGCCAACAAUGGCAUCCUGCGGGGCAACCUGGACCAGAAGCGGCAGAACCCCAGAGAGUAUGGGAUCUCCGUCUUCAACCACCCCCUCAACUUGACCAAGGAGCAGCUCUCGUUUGUCGCUAUAGCCACGACCUCCACGGACGUGGUGGUGUCUAUCUGCGUGAUCUUCGCCAUGUCCUUCAUCCCGGCCAGUUUUGUGCUCUUCCUCAUCCAGGAGCGUGUCACCAAGGCGAAGCACCUUCAGUUCGUCAGCGGGAUCAACCCGGUGGUGUACUGGGUGGCCAGCUUCGCCUGGGACAUGUGUAACUACAUAGUCCCAUGUCUGAUAGUGAUCAUCAUCUUCUUGAGCUUCCAACAAAAAGCCUACGUCUCCCCAGCGAACCUCCCCGCCCUCAUCCUUCUGCUUGCCCUCUAUGGCUGGUCCAUCACUCCCAUGAUGUACCCUGCGUCGUUUGUGUUCAACGUGCCCAGCACGGCUUACGUGGUCCUCACCUGCAUCAACCUCUUCAUCGGCAUUAAUGGCAGCGUGGCCACCUUUGUCAUGGAGAUGUUUGACGAUGAGAACAUUUCCCGUAUCAACGACAUUGUGAAGCAGGUUCUCUUGAUCUUCCCACACUUUUGCCUUGGAAGGGGGCUCAUCGAUAUGGCCAAGAACCAGGCCAUGGCGACACUGUUUAUCAGUUUCGGAGAGGAUCGCUUCCAGAAUCCUCUCAGCUGGGCCAUGGUGGGCAAGAACCUGUGUGCCAUGGCCAUCCAGGGCAUCCUGAUGUUCACUCUGACGCUCCUCAUCCAGUACAAGUUCUUCUUCAAACCCAGGCUGGUGAAGGUGGGGCAGCAGAGGGCAGAGCAAGAGGACAUGGACGUGGCAGCAGAGCGGCUGCGUGUGCGCCAGGGGGGAGCCCGGACUGACCUUCUGAGAGUGUGUGAUCUAACGAAGAUCUACCGCGGAAAGAAGAGGCCAGCGGUGGAUGGGAUAUGCAUGGGGGUACCUACUGCUGAGUGCUUUGGUUUGUUGGGUAUAAAUGGAGCUGGAAAAACGACCACAUUCAAGAUGCUGACGGGGGACAUCGCAGUCUCCAGCGGAGAUGCCUUCUUGAACGGUUACAGUAUCCGUACACAGAUGACAGACGUCCAUCAGAACAUGGGUUACUGCCCACAGUUUGACGCCAUAGAUGAUCUUCUGACUGGCCAGGAGCACCUGGAGUUUUAUGCACGCAUUCGUGGAGUACCAGAGAAGGAAGUUAAAAUGGUGGCCAAGUGGGGCAUUCAGAAGCUCGGCUUGGUGAAGUACUCAAAUAAGUCCGCCGGGACCUACAGCGGAGGCAACAAGCGCAAGCUGUCCACCGCCAUGGCGCUGAUAGGGUGCCCCCCAGUGGUCUUUCUGGAUGAGCCCACUACGGGGAUGGACCCCAAGGCCCGCCGCUUCCUCUGGAACUGUAUCCUCAGCGUGAUCAAGGAGGGCCGGUCUGUCAUCCUCACUUCUCACAGCAUGGAGGAGUGUGAGGCUCUGUGCACACGCAUGGCCAUCAUGGUCAACGGCCGCUUUAAGUGCCUGGGCAGCAUCCAGCACCUGAAGAGCAGGUUUGGUGAUGGGUACACGGUCAUCGUGAGAGUGGGUGGGGUGCCUCCAGCCUUGGCCCCUGUGGAGGAGUUUGUGAAGGACACCUUUGCAGGAAGCAUGCUGAAGGAGAAGCAUCACAACACCCUGCAGUACCAGCUGCCAUGUACAGAGGGCGCCCUGGCUACCAUCUUCAGCCAGUUAACGCAUCAUCGGGAGCGCCUGGGAAUCGAUGACUACUCUGUGUCCCAGACCACACUAGACCAGGUCUUCGUCAACUUUGCCCAGCACCAGCACGAGGAGGAAGAGGACCGGUUCGCCUACAGCAACCCCGUAGAGGUGACGUCAGAGGAAAUGCCAAUGAAAAGCAUGGAAUCCCCACUGCCUGCAGUGCAGGGUUGAAGCCGAAGGGUGCUCACCCUGCGUU